This is a messenger RNA of Melitaea cinxia (Glanville fritillary), 1059 nucleotides long. Its product is annotated as methylated-DNA--protein-cysteine methyltransferase, inducible. Lineage: Eukaryota; Metazoa; Arthropoda; Insecta; Lepidoptera; Nymphalidae. The transcript is spliced from 2 exons. The record is from RefSeq and is a predicted model, not a curated record. Gene Ontology annotation, biological process: DNA repair. Bases 128 to 679 code for a protein of 183 amino acids. Gene Ontology annotation, molecular function: methylated-DNA-[protein]-cysteine S-methyltransferase activity.
CCCUAGUCCCUAAUUUUACCGCGAACUAUGACAUUUGUUUUUGUUUGGGACUUAUUACUUAAUCUGUGUUGGGACGUUAUUAAAUAUAACAUAAAACAACAAUUAUUUUUCGGACAACAUAACUAUCAUGGGAAUUUCAGAAACUUUAAAGAAAUAUUCCAAAGCUGGUAAUAACAAAGUAUUUGUUCAUUCUUUCGAAAUACCUCUUGGUAAAAUGAUCGCAGGUGCAGAUGACGAUUUUUUGUACUUUGUCAUUUUUGAAGAUUCAAAAAAUAUUGAAAAUACUUUUGAAAUGAUAGCCGCAAAGCUCAAUUGUUCUUUCUUAGAGGAAAAGAAUAAGUUAUUGAAUCAAUUCGAGAACGAAGUCAAGGAUUAUUUUGAAGGAAAACUUAAAAAGUUCACUGUUCCCAUAAAAACUUUCGGAUCACAAUUUCAGAAGGAAGUGUGGGAUAAACUUCUUGAAAUUCCAUUUGGAUCAACGCAUACUUAUGGUUCACUCGCUAAAAUUAUGGGUAGACCAGUAACUCACUCUCGAGCUGUCGGAGCGGCCUGUGGUGCUAAUACUCAUUUACUAGUAAUACCUUGUCAUAGACUUGUAGCAUCCAAUUCUAACGGAGGCUUCAGUUGUGGCUUAAAUCGUAAGGAAUGGUUGUUGAAGCAUGAAAAGAAGUUUGCCUGAUUAUAAUAUUUUUGUUUUGUUCAGUAUAAAUGAUAGAUUUUCUAUCUAGUUCAACAAAAUACUCAGCUACCCUAAUUUCCAUUGGGCUCUUCAUGCCAAAGCUGGGCAUCUAAAUCACCAAGGCCCUCUAAUACAUGCCUGAUCACAUUGAAUAGCUAAUACUGGCACCAUAUUUACUAUAAAUUAAAUGAUGUUUUCUGAAUAUGUGAAUAGUGGUCAGGGUACCCAUUAGUUUAGGCUAGAGCCCUGGGUGUAGCAAUUGUAUGUCAUACAUGAAAAAUAUACUAAACUCUAUUAACAUGUGAUAUUGAAAAUAUAAAAAAAAUUAAUAAUAUUUUUUUAUCGUCUACUGUUUAUUUUGGUAAUAAAUUUCACAUUUU